Capsella rubella is the source of this 789-nucleotide messenger RNA. Its product is annotated as probable E3 ubiquitin-protein ligase ARI3. The record is from RefSeq and is a predicted model, not a curated record. Gene Ontology annotation, cellular component: ubiquitin ligase complex; cytoplasm. The transcript is spliced from 2 exons. Gene Ontology annotation, biological process: ubiquitin-dependent protein catabolic process; positive regulation of proteasomal ubiquitin-dependent protein catabolic process; protein polyubiquitination. The coding region runs from base 1 to 789 and encodes 262 amino acids. Gene Ontology annotation, molecular function: ubiquitin protein ligase activity; ubiquitin conjugating enzyme binding; zinc ion binding. Lineage: Eukaryota; Viridiplantae; Streptophyta; Magnoliopsida; Brassicales; Brassicaceae.
AUGUAUGCUUAUAAACUAGCAAAGGAAGCAAUAGUUUCUGAGGUCAGUAGGCUUGUGAAUCCUCCUCGCCAAGCAAACCCUAGUCGCAAAACGACUUGCACUAUCUGUUUAGAUGAUAACAUCGACACAAAUCAGAUGUUUUGUGUUGAAAAAUGUCGUCAUGAGUUUUGCUCCAAGUGCGUGGAACGACAUAUAGAGGUGAGGCUACUCGAGGGAAGUGUGAUUAGAUGUCCUGCUUACCGUUGCAAAUCCAAGCUUACUUGGAGAAGCUGUGCCCAUCUUUUGACACCUAAACUAAAAAAGAUGUGGCAAGAAAGGAUCAAAGAGGACAAAAUUCCUAUAAAAAACAGAGUUUACUGCCCAAACCCGAGGUGUUCGGCUUUAAUGUCGAACGAGCUCUCCAAAUCUGCUAAAAUUUGGAGAUACUUGUCUAUUUCUACCAAAGAAGCUAGAGUUAGAAGACAAUGUUUUGAGUGUGGUCAACUCCUUUGCAUUAAAUGCAAAGUUCCUUGGCAUAGUGACUUGUCGUGCAACGAUUACAAGAGGUUAGGUCCAAAUCCUACAGAAGAUGAUAUAAAGCUCAAAGCUUUAGCGAAUAAGCAAUUGUGGCGUCAAUGUGGAAAUUGCCAAGAAAUGAUUGAACGUUCGGAAGGGUGCAUCAAAGUAACAUGCAGAUGUGGACAUAAGUUUUGCUACCAAUGUGGAGCUAAGGCUGGUGGUUGCUAUCAUGGUAUUUUGCAUGAAUAUCCCCCACCACCAUUGCGUUUUCAUGGAUAUUUUUUCCGAUGA